AUGGCGUUGAAAGCGGAGGCGGUGGAGAAGGAGAGAGAGCCAGCGACGGAUAAACAGAGGACGAGGAAGAACAUUUACAGAGGGAUACGUAAGCGUCCAUGGGGAAAAUGGGCUUCAGAGAUACGAGAUCCAAGAAAAGGCACCAGAGUCUGGCUCGGUACCUUCAACACGGCUGAGGAAGCCGCCAUGGCUUAUGACGUAGCGGCUAAGCGUAUCCGCGGCGAUAAAGCCAAGCUCAACUUCCCUGAUAUUAUUCCUCCUCCGCUGACACCACCUCCAGUAUCAGACGAUCAGCCUCCGGCGAAGAGGCUUUGUGUACUCUCUCAGGGCGAGUUAACUCAGCCGAGUUUCCCGGUGGAGUGCACUGGGUACAGGUUUGAGCCUGAUUACGAUCUUAAGCAGCAGAUAUCGAGCUUGGAGUCUUUCCUUGAGCUGGACGGUAUAACGUCGGAGCUACCGAAUCAGCUCGACGAGUCAGUGGAUAUGUGGAUGGUUGAUGAUGUUAUCUCUUCGUAUGCCUAA
This is a messenger RNA of Eruca vesicaria subsp. sativa (arugula), 522 nucleotides long. The record is from the annotation of a GenBank genome assembly. NCBI's taxonomy places the organism in Eukaryota, Viridiplantae, Streptophyta, Magnoliopsida, Brassicales, Brassicaceae.